This is a messenger RNA of Arabis nemorensis, 507 nucleotides long. The record is from the annotation of a GenBank genome assembly. Lineage: Eukaryota; Viridiplantae; Streptophyta; Magnoliopsida; Brassicales; Brassicaceae.
AUGAGCCUCUCCCGCCGGUGUUCCUCCGGCGACCUUGCAGCACACUCCUCGUAUCCGGUGUUGCUCUUGUCGUCCUUUACCGGUGAGACUCGGCUCCACUCACCGACUGCGGUUAUUGACUCAGUUCAGAUGCUUGUUUCCCCGCCUCCACCCUCCGCAGCAACAAACCAUACGAAGCUGCUCAAUUUCCUAGCUUGGCGGUGGAAGAUCCUGGCGACAGUGCUGAGAUCUCUUCACCCACCGGACCCUCCGGACCCCCUCGGUCCCCCCGGACUCAAGCUUCCCAUCUCCUCCACCGUCCUCCAUCUCAGUCGGUCGGAGCUUCCCGGUUGCUACUCCGAUGGUUCUCGAGCCUCCAUCGGGAAGGUCGUCUCUGGCCAGCUUUGGCUUCUUUGGCUUCACCGGCAAAGCAAUACCGCUCGACAACCAAUCCACACUCCACCACCGUCGGUUUAUGCCGAAGAUCUCUCUAUACCUGAACGGCACCAGAUCAGAAAAUUUGGAUAG